AUGGCCGAGUCAGAGCUCAAGUGGCCCGCUGCGCGCGUGCGCAAGACCUUUCUCGAGUACUUCGAGCAGAGGGGUCACACAAUUGUCCCCUCUUCAUCCGUCGUCCCUCACAAUGACCCCACCCUACUCUUCACCAAUGCCGGCAUGAACCAGUUCAAGCCCAUCUUCCUCGGCACCAUUGGCAAGACGGAUCCUAUGGCCGGCCUCAAGGCCGCUGUCGACAGUCAAAAGUGUAUCCGUGCUGGUGGCAAGCACAACGAUCUCGACGAUGUCGGCAAGGAUAGCUAUCACCACACAUUCUUCGAGAUGUUGGGUAACUGGUCUUUCGGCGACUACUUCAAGAAGGAGGCUAUUUCAUAUUCCUGGGAACUUUUGACAAAGGUCUAUGGUCUGGACCCCGAUCGUCUUUACGUCACAUACUUCGAGGGUGACGAGAAGUUGAAGCUGGAGCCUGAUUUGGAGGCCAAGGAGCUCUGGCUCUCGGUUGGUGUUCCUGAGGAUCAUAUCCUUCCUGGAAACAUGAAGGAUAACUUCUGGGAGAUGGGUGACCAAGGUCCCUGUGGUCCUUGCAGUGAGAUCCACUACGACAAGGUCGGUGGAGGCCGCAAUGCUGCCAGCCUCGUCAACAUGGAUGAUCCUAUGGUUGUUGAGGUUUGGAACAACGUUUUCAUGCAGUAUGAUCGACAAAAGGACGGAAGCCUCAAGUCUCUCCCUGCCAAGCAUAUCGACACCGGUAUGGGCUACGAGCGACUGGUUUCUGCCCUCCAGGAUACAGUUUCCAACUAUGCCACCGAUUGCUUCACCCCUCUCUUCCAGAAGAUCCAGGAGGUCACUGGCGCCCGACCCUACGCUGACAAGUAUGGCAAGGAUGAUGCCGAUGGCAUUGAUACCGCCUACCGUGUAGUUGCUGAUCACAUCCGAACCCUUUCUUUUUCCAUCGCUGACGGCGCUGUUCCCAACAAUGACGGUCGAGGUUACGUUGUCCGACGUGUACUAAGACGAGGUGUGCGAUAUGCUCGAAAGUAUUUCAACGCCGAUAUCGGCGCCUUCUUCUCCAAGAUUUUGCCUGCACUUGUUGACCAGAUGGGCGAGCAAUUCCCCGAGCUUGUCAAGAAGCAGCAAGACAUUAAGGAGAUUCUCGAUGAGGAGGAGGUCGCCUUUGCCCGCACUCUAGAUCGUGGUGAGGCUCAGUUCGAGAAGUAUGCUGCCGAGGCCACUAAGGGCGGCUCCAAGAAGCUCGAGGGUGAUGUUGUCUGGCGACUUUAUGACACUUUCGGUUUCCCCGUGGACCUUACCCGAUUGAUGGCUGAAGAGCGAAGCCUCGAGAUUGACGAUGCUGAGGUCGAGGCUGCUCGAAUCAAGGCUCGUGAGGCCAGCAAGGCUGUCAAGGAGUCUGUCCAGACUUUCUCCAAGCUCAAUGUGCACCAAAUCUCCGAGCUCGAGAAGGAUCUUAAGGCUGAGCGAACUAACGAUGACGCCAAGUUUGCUCAGGGUGACACCAAGGGUAAGGUCCAGCUCAUUUACGACGGCCAAUCCUUCCUUAAGUCGACCAAGGAUGUACCCGAGAAGACUGCUCUGGGUCUUUUGAUCGACAAGACCAACUUCUACGCCGAAUCAGGUGGUCAGGUCGCUGAUACUGGACGCAUCGUCAUUGACGAUGUUGCCGAGUUCAAGGUUCUUGAUGUUCAGAACUAUGGCGGCUAUAUCUUACACAACGGUUAUGUCGAGUAUGGUACACUAUCCUCUGGUGACGAGGUUAUCUGCGAGUAUGAUGAAUUGCGCCGAUCUCCUAUCCGCAACAACCACAGCGGUACUCACAUUCUGAACCAUUCCUUGCGGGAGGUUCUUGGUGAUGAUGUCAACCAGAAGGGUUCUUUGGUGGACAACGAGAAGCUCCGUUUCGAUUUCUCUCACAAGACUGGCGUCAAGAUUGAAGAGCUCAAGAAGAUCGAAGACAUGUCGAACUCAUACAUUCGCCGUAAAGACAAGAUCUUUUCUAAGGAGGUGGAUCUGGAGCUUGCUCGCCAGAUUGAGGGCUGCCGUGCUGUCUUUGGCGAGACCUAUCCCGAUCCUGUGCGUGUUGUCUCCAUCGGCAGAGAUAUCGAUGAGAUGCUCGCCGAUCCCAAGAAGAAGGAAUGGCGUCAGUACAGUGUUGAGUUCUGCGGCGGCACCCACGUUGAGCAGACUGGGUUGAUUAAGGACCUCAUCCUUAUUGAGGAGAGUGGUAUCGCAAAGGGUAUUCGCCGUAUCAUUGCCUACACUGGUGAGGCUGCUCACCAGGUUCAGCGUGAGGCUGAUGAAUUCUCAAAGAAGAUUGAUGCUCUCGACAAGUUGCCAUUCGGUCCUGAGAAGGAGGCUCAAGUCAAGGCCGUGUCUGUGGAGCUCAGCCAGCUAACCAUCUCGACCUUGACGAAGGACGAGUUCAACAAGCGUUUCCAAAAGAUUUCUGCUGCUGUGACUGCUGAGCAGAAGAAGCGCCAGAAGGCCGAGUCCAAGACUGCGCUUGAUAUCGUCCAGAAGUACUUCGAGGCUAACAAGGAUGCCAAGUGGUUCGUUGGUCGCCUGCCUGUCGGUGCCACCGGCAGCAAAGCCCUGCCUGAUGUGGUCAAGCACUAUCAGGGUAAAGAUAAGGAGAAGACUGUUUACCUGUUUGCUGGUAGCAAGGAGGAGGGUGCCGUUGCACAUGGUGUUUACGUUGGAACUCAUCUUGCUUCUCAGGGCGUCACUGCUGAGCAAUGGGCUGCCUCCGUGUCGGAGAUUAUUGGUGGCCGAUCGGGCGGCAAGGAGCCUGUACGACAAGGCCAGGGCACUAAGCCUGAGAACAUUGACGAAGGUGUUGAGACUGCGACAAAGUGGCUCAACGAGAAGCUGAAGCUGUAA
Fusarium proliferatum ET1 is the source of this 2880-nucleotide messenger RNA. Its product is annotated as putative alanine--tRNA ligase, cytosolic. Gene Ontology annotation, biological process: alanyl-tRNA aminoacylation; tRNA modification. The coding region runs from base 1 to 2880 and encodes 959 amino acids. The record is from RefSeq and is a predicted model, not a curated record. Gene Ontology annotation, molecular function: alanine-tRNA ligase activity; amino acid binding; aminoacyl-tRNA deacylase activity. NCBI's taxonomy places the organism in Eukaryota, Fungi, Ascomycota, Sordariomycetes, Hypocreales, Nectriaceae. The transcript has 3 exons. Gene Ontology annotation, cellular component: cytoplasm; mitochondrion.